AUGGAUUCCAAGACCGACGAAAAGGUCGCGUUUGAACAUGGUGCUGAGAUCCAGGAUGCUCAUGUAGCUGCCCAGGUUGCGCAUGAUGUUCAGAACCAGAAGCUAUCCCCAUGGACGCCUACCAUGUUUCGCCUGUACCUCGUUCUGGCAUGUGCUUACCUUUGUGGUUGCCUGAACGGGUAUGAUGGCUCUGUUAUGGGAGGCAUCAAUGGCAUGAAAGCCUACCAGCACUACUUCAACAUGUCAAUGGAUGGCUCCUCAACCGGCAUUGUCUUCGCCAUGUACAACAUUGGUUCCAUCGCAGCUGUCUUCUUCACAGCUCCCGUAAACGAUUGGUUCGGACGACGUUGGGGCAUGUUCACUGGCGCUGCAGUCGUCAUCAUCGGUACCUGUGUUCAGGCUACCUCUACCAACCGGGGUCAUUUCCUCGCCGGUCGCUUCAUCCUGGGUUUCGGUGUUAGCUUCUGCUGUGUGUCGGCGCCUUGUUACGUUAGUGAGAUGGCCCAUCCUACCUGGCGAGGCACCAUCACCGGUCUUUACAACUGUACUUGGUAUAUCGGCAGUAUCAUUGCUGGCUGGGUCGUCUACGGUUGCAGUUACCUGGGUGAAGAGAACGAAUUGGCUUGGCGGAUCCCUAUCUGGUGCCAGAUGGUAACAUCCGGUAUCGUGGUUAUCUUCGUUCUCCUUCUUCCCGAAUCUCCUCGAUGGCUCAUCGCCCAAGAUCGCGUUGAAGAUGCCGUCAAGGUCCUUGCUGCAUACCAUGGUGAAGGUGACCCCAAUCAUCCCAUGGUUAUCAUGCAAAUCAAGGAGAUGACCAGCCAAAUCGCUGCCGAUGCUACUGAUAAGUCAUGGUGGGACUACCGUGGACUCUGGAACAGCCACAGUGCACGACGUCGACUCAUUGGCGUCUUGGGUAUGGCUGUUUUUGGACAAAUCAGCGGUAACAGUCUGAGCUCUUAUUAUCUUCCCGUCAUGAUGAAAAAUGCCGGUAUUGUCGAUCAACAGAAGGUUUUGGCUCUCAACGGCAUCAACCCUGUCCUUUGUUUCUUUGGUGCCAUUCUUGGUGCCCGUAUGACCGAUGUCAUCGGUCGUCGCCCUCUCUUACUCUACUCCAUCGUCUUUUGCUCUUGCUGUUUUGCCAUCAUCACCGGAACCAGCAAACUCUCCCUCGACGAGCCCGAUAACAGCUCUGCCGCAAAUGCAACAGUCGCUAUGAUCUUCGUAUUCGGAAUUGCCUUCUCUUUCGGCUGGACUCCUCUCCAGUCCGCUUACAUUGCCGAGUGUCUUUCUACCGAUAUCCGAGCCAAGGGUACUGCUGUAGGCAACCUGGCGAGUUCUAUUGCCUCAACCAUCAUCCAGUACAGCAGCGGCCCUGCAUUCCAGAAGAUUGGUUACCACUUUUACCUGGUGUUUGUCUUCUGGGAUCUUUUUGAAGCAGUGAUCAUCUGGUUCUUCUUCCCUGAGACAAAGGACCGUACUCUGGAGGAAUUGUCUGAAGUGUUUGAGGCCCCCAACCCUGUUAAGAAGAGUCUCCAGAAGAGAGAUGCUAGCACGGUUAUGAACACCAUGAACGUGACGGGCGAUGAGAAGCUCACCGGAGAGGUCUGA
Messenger RNA from Fusarium venenatum, 1608 nucleotides. NCBI's taxonomy places the organism in Eukaryota, Fungi, Ascomycota, Sordariomycetes, Hypocreales, Nectriaceae. The record is from RefSeq and is a predicted model, not a curated record.